UGACUUCAACCCCUCGCAUCUGCCACACUCCUUAAACUACCAAUAGAGAUCAACGUCAAAUUCUCCGACUGGCGCACGGUGGACCUGUGCUGUUUCCCUGGAUGGAAGUCCCGCCCUUGCCUGCACCAUACCAGACCAACCCGUAUUUAAAGCUCACAACAGUCCGCCAAUAUGAGUGUGUACGACCAAAGACGUCCUGCGUCCACAGGGCCAUCUUCUUCUCCUUUGCCGCAGUCGCCGUUUCUUCGACGAACUGGUGGAGUGUCUCCCACGAGACGGACGUCCUCCAGAAGACUAUCUUCCCAUGCAGGUGACGCUGGCCGCGCCCUUGCUCGCUCGACUCCUCGCAAGAUUUCACGGAACAAUCCCCCACAUAUUAACAACGACAUUGCAAAAUCGCAAUUCUCAAUUAUGAAUCCACGGCCUCAAACCCCAACACGACGAGACUCUGAUACCGCAGUUACACUCGUCAACCCUACCUCAACGAUUCUCCAAGGCUUGAUUAAGGAGCAGCGCGCGAGCCGCAGCUCUCGAAGAGCAACUCCAGACAUGCCGGACACCAUCGCCAUUAACACGACCCCCACUUCUCAGUCGCAUUCUCGGUCCCAUGAGGACAGCGUUUCAGAAAAACAACGUCGGGUCAGCAACUCUUUGUCUGCUGGAAUAAGACAACCCCGAGAUAUGGGAGUCCGUGAGAUGGAUCAGUACGUGUCAAAGAUAAAUAAGCUGAACUUCGACUUGAAACUUGAAAUAUUUCACCGUACGCAACAGAUGGCUGCCUUGGAAAAGAAACUGGAGCGCAUGCGUGCCAUGGAACAGGAGCUUGAACGGUUGCACGGCCUCGAGGAUGAACUAGACGAGCUUCGAGAGGUAGACGAGACCAACGAAAGGCUUCGAGAAGCCAACGAACAGCUGCAAUCAGAACUUGAUAAACGAGAUCAAGCUAUCAGUGAGGCUGUUGAUAUGAUCUGCCAGCUAGAGGCUAAGGUAGAGGAGUUGCAGGCGGGUCGAUCUGAGCCCCGUCCAUCAACCGCAACCCCUCCCGCCAACGAAGGAUUGGGCCUUUCUACACCAGAGCCCACUGAAGUUUGCACCCCCAAAGCCGACAUUGUAGUCGAUAUACCAGACCGAACAUCUUCACGAAAAGGCACACGUCGCCGACCACGGAAAGCACCCAGUUUUCUACGUGAGGAGAACAGGAGUACUGCUGCUUUGCGAAGUUUAUAUCUGACCGAAGAGAACAAGUCCGUGAGGUCUGUCAGUACAUCGACUAUGGCAACGACGGUGGAUUCGACGAUGGAGCCAUCUUCUCCAAGACUGAGCGUUCUCAGUGAAUGCAGCUAUUUCAACCCGCAAGAUAUCCAACCGAAUAACAAUGCCAUGGACCAGCUUGAUCGAUUGGACCGAUAUGACUUCACUGCGGAAGACCAUCCCGACAUGUUGAAUCUUGGGGGUUCAAGAGAUAGUCAUAUCGGUCGUAUGGACAGUAACUGGACUCAGCCUCAAAGUAUCGUUAACGGCUCACUUCGCCGAAAUAGAGCACGCACUCUUUCGGAUGUUUCCAGAGGCACACAAGUCCCUGCCACCAGUUUAGUAGAACCAUUUCUUGCCGUUCGGGAUACUAAAACUUUUCACCUUGACAGCCCUAGUCAACCACAUCUGUCUUUUUUUGGCGGUAGACUUCCUCCAACCCCCGAUACAAUGAGCACGUUUCGUUUGGGGGCUGGAAGCGGGUCAAAUGCUUCCUUUUCGAUGGACAGAGCGGCAGUCGAUUACAAGGCGCCAGGUACACCGUCCUCUAUGCCACGGCAUUUGAGUCGGCCACGUUCAGCUGGCCAAAUAGCAACUCGACCUAGCACCGGAAUUAGCGGCGUUUCAGAUGGGAUCGACACGACGAUGAGCGUGGAUACACAGCAAGAACUAGCCCCAGGAAGCAGAUAUGAUAUUCCUGGUCUAUUCCAUUCAUUCAAUCAUUUUGGCAGAGGUUCUUCAAAGGCCACUCAACUCUUAGGGCCUGGUAGUCCGAGCAACCCCAGAUUGAGUUGCUACGGUGGUGAUUUAUUGUUCAACGGCGAAGGUGUUGAUGACAUAGUUUCAGGAAUCCGCGAGGGCCGAACUUCGUCCUUUAGGUCUGACGUAUCUAGUAAGUUUCCGACACGGCUGGCCUCAUCGCCGCCAUUAUCGCCACAAGAAUGGCUUGAAGCAGCGAAAUCAGAAGAGUCAGCACAGGAAAUACGAUCGUCCCCAUCAAGCUUAAGCGAAGGAAACUUAGUUAUCGAAACCAGCGGAGCCGAACAGCCUGAUGUCAUUCAUGAAAAUAAAAAUUCAGCUGAUAGCCAGCCUCUUCCACGAAACCCUCCUCUUCGUCUCCGUGCAUGGGCAAACGAUACACAAGCUGUUCCUGAACCGCAGCCGCGCAGACGAUUGUCUCUUCGCCCUAGGUUUUUCAGCCGGAAUCGCCAACAAGAGCCACCCUCAGUCUCGACUGACAGUAACCAAGGACCUUCGCCCCUUCCGACGAAAUCGCCAUUGUUGAAUGUUUCCAAACACCGACGGACCGGUUCAGGGCCAGGUCUCGUGUCUGAAGGUUGUGCCAGACCAGGAACCACAGAAGCUAUUCGAAUAGAUACUCGUCCUCUACCUCGACCACUUGCAGACUUGCGUCCUUCAACAACCACGCGGCCGAAGACAUCCGACAGUUCAGAGCACCGACGGAAAGGGUCACUAUUGUUGGGUUGGAUGAAGGGUUCGACCAAUAAAGAUGCCGACUGUUCGCUUGUUGGAAACCUGUCACUUCCUCGCAGCGCCACAGAAAGACCCAAGUCUACGGUUAGCACUGGUAGUCAAACUUUUGAGCUUUGGGGAGCCAAUGAGGACUCGUCCAAAGCCGAUGAUGAACCUGUCUGGCGUGCACGAAGACGGUCUCGGAGAUUAGCCUAAAUAUAUAUGGCAAACUAUCACAACAUUACCUACCACCACCUUCUUACUUCAUGAUACCCCUGCUUUUGUAUUGUAUUUGAUUUUUAUUUUGAU
This is a messenger RNA of Talaromyces proteolyticus, 3033 nucleotides long. RefSeq lists its product as uncharacterized. The transcript is spliced from 5 exons. Bases 172 to 2940 code for a protein of 922 amino acids. NCBI's taxonomy places the organism in Eukaryota, Fungi, Ascomycota, Eurotiomycetes, Eurotiales, Trichocomaceae. The record is from RefSeq and is a predicted model, not a curated record.